Molecule: messenger RNA, 2010 nt
Organism: Vigna umbellata (rice bean)
Lineage: Eukaryota; Viridiplantae; Streptophyta; Magnoliopsida; Fabales; Fabaceae
Source: RefSeq, a predicted model, not a curated record
GAAAGUUUAUGUUAAGACAGAAGAGUGAAAGAAAAUUAAACGGCAUGUUUUUCCUCUUUUGUUGUCACUGGUCAACGAAGAUACAAAGGAGGGCAGAAUAGUUCAAUCAUUUUCUUGUUUUCCAUCAACAACAAAUUAAAAAUCAUUCUCCUCUCUCUUCCAGCUUUUGGUUGUGGAGAGAGGACUCUAAAGAAUAAACCAUCUCUGUCACUUUCUUUGCUGGUGAUGGUGUCAGAGAUGUUUAGCUGUGACUGUUUUUGGUGGAACAGUGUUCCUGAAUCCUACCCUUCUGAGCCAGAGCCCUUCUCUCUGCCAGCACCUCUUCCACAGUGGCCACAAGGUUCUGGUUUUGCUGGAGGAAGGAUAAGCCUUGGAAGCCUAGAAGUUUUGAAAAUAAGGAAUUUUGAGAGGGUUUGGAGGAGCAAAAACUCACAUGGUAAAUAUCAAGCUUUUGUAUUUUACAAACCUUUGGAGAUUCCAGAUGAUUUUUUCUGCCUUGGUCACUAUUGCCAGUCCAAUGAUCAGCCAUUGAGAGGAUAUGUUCUUGUGGCUCGUGAAACAUCUUCAGAACCCGAAGCAGAAUCUCCAGCUCUUAAAAAACCAAUUAACUACUCUUUGAUAUGGAGUGCUGAUUCACCACAUGAUGGAAGUGGUUAUUUUUGGUUGCCAAAUCCUCCAUUGGGAUACAAAGCAAUGGGCAUAAUGGUUACUAACAAACCAGAUGAACCUGAAGUUGAAAAAGUUAGAUGCGUGCGAGCCGAUCUGACAGAAACUUGUGAGACCUGUGAUCUAUUACUAUCCAUGAACUCAAAGUUUUCGAAAAUUUCAUUCAAGGUUUGGAACACAAGGCCAUGUGAAAGAGGGAUGUGGAGUAGAGGUGUACCAGUAGGGACAUUCUUCUGCAGCACGUAUUCUGACAAUAAACAAGUGAAAGAUAUUGCUUGCUUGAAGAAUCUUGACUCCACUUUACAUGCCAUGCCAAACAUAGACCAAGUUCAUGCACUCAUUAACCACUACGGCCCCACUGUGUACUUCCACCCUGAUGAGAUAUACCUGCCAUCAUCAGUGCAAUGGUUUUUCAAAAACGGAGCACUUGUGUAUUCAAGAGGCAGUGAGAAGGGUAAAGCAAUAGAUAAGGAGGGAUCAAACUUACCAAGUGGGGGAACAAACGAUGGUGCUUUUUGGAUAGAUUUGCCUAGUGAGAGUGAUGCUAGAAAUAAUGUAAAGAAGGGAGAUAUAGAGAGUGCAGAACUUUAUGUUCAUUUAAAACCAGCUUUGGGAGGAACAUUUACUGAUAUUGCUAUGUGGGUAUUUUGCCCCUUCAACGGACCUGGAAUACUUCAAGUGGGGUUGGUGAACAUUGAGAUGAACAAGAUUGGUGAACACGUUGGUGACUGGGAGCAUUUCACCCUUCGUGUGAGCAACUUCACAGGAGAACUAUGGUGUGUAUUUUUUUCACAGCACAGUGGAGGAGAAUGGGUGGAUGCAUUCAACUUGGAGUUUAUUGAAGGAAAUAAAGCAGUUGUUUAUUCAUCAAGGCAUGGGCAUGCAAGUUUUCCUCAUCCAGGGAGCUACCUUCAGGGAGCAUCCAAACUUGGAAUAGGAGCAAGGAAUGAAGCAGGUAGAAGUAAACUUACAUUGGAUUCCAGCAGCAGAUACAAGGUUGUUGCUGCUGAGUAUCUUGGUGAGGGAGCUAUUGCAGAACCAAGUUGGUUGCAGUAUAUGAGAGAAUGGGGUCCUGCUAUUGUGUAUGAAUCACGUUCUGAAAUAGACAAGUUGAUAGAUCUGCUUCCUGUGUAUGUUAGAUUAUCUGUGGUGAAUUUGUUUGAAUUGUUUCCUACUGAGCUUUAUGGUGAAGAGGGGCCAAUUGGUCCAAAGGGGAAGGCUAACUGGGAAGGAGAUGAAAAGUGCUACUAGUUCACUCUCUUCUUCUUCAUCAGUUUUUCUCUCUUCUCCUUCUCUGCUGUAUCAUAUAUUCUACCACCCUUGCCUUUUUCUUUUAAUCAUAUG